Messenger RNA from Aedes albopictus (Asian tiger mosquito), 2001 nucleotides. RefSeq lists its product as uncharacterized. NCBI's taxonomy places the organism in Eukaryota, Metazoa, Arthropoda, Insecta, Diptera, Culicidae. The transcript is spliced from 5 exons. The record is from RefSeq and is a predicted model, not a curated record. The coding region runs from base 1 to 1176 and encodes 391 amino acids.
AUGAUGUUGAAUCAUAUCACGUCUACCAUAUUAUCAGACGUGCGUAAGUCAAGAGCAAAAUACUCAUCCACACGCGUUGCAUGUACUAAGAACAAACACGAUUUAGAUCACUUCCGUAUCGCUUCAUUCGCAUAUAUAUUAUUGAUCCUCUUCCAGCCACCGAGUCAGUUGUCUUCAGAUCAUCUCCCGAAGAUCUACACAAUGCCAAUUCUUUCCAACUCAUUGGUGAUUGCCCUAUUGGUGGCGGCUCCAUUCCAAUGCCUCGGAGCUGCAGUGGACCCUUGUGCCGAGAAUAAGUUCACCCCUAGCUGUAUCGCACCCUGUUUGGUGGCUACCUACGACGAGAUCGUAGAUCUGCCCAACCACCCGGAAAAGCUACUGAUCGACGUGCGCAAACCGGAGGAGUUGAACUGUACCGGGAGCAUUCCAACUAGCAUCAAUAUUCCACUUGCUGUCGUUGGUCAAGAGUUGCAACUCGGCGUGGUCGAGUUCCAGUGCAAAUACAACCGAAGGAAGCCGGGCUUGAACGAUCCUGUUAUCUUCUCUUGCCGGGAAGGUAAUCGAGCAGCAGACGCUGCAAAUAUUGCCUCCAAGUUGGGGUACACCAAAAGAGCGCAUAUCUUCCGGGUUGCCCCGCCGCACGAAAACAUCAACAUCAUGGUAGGUUCGAUACUCAUCUCGCUGACCGGUGUCCUCAUAGUUGGGCCACUCACAUGCCUUGGAGAUGCGGAUCCCUGUUCUGUAAAUCCAUUCAAUAAAACCUGUAUCGCGGACAAUCUACGGGCAACGUACGAAGAAGUUAUCAGACUAAAAUAUAAAUUUGACGUGCUGUUGAUCGAUGUUCGCCAGCCGGAAGAGGUGGCAUGUACCGGUUCCAUUCCAACCAGCAUACACAUACCUCUUGCUACGGUAUCCGAUGAAUUACAACUCCCGACGAAUGCGUUUCUGUGCAAAUACGGCCGACGCAAGCCUGGAUUGGACGACCUGAUUAUCUUCUAUUGCCGUUCGGGGAAUCGAGCUGCAACUGCCGCCCUCGCCGCUGUUGAGUUGGGAUUCAGAAAGGUGAAGAACUACGUUGGAUCUUGGAUUGAAUAUGCUACGCGCCGUUGCUUAAUAUUGGACUGUUCUGGGGCAACUCCAGACUAUUGUAUUGAAAUUGAAUUAUUAUAUUCAUGACAUGAAUUAUUUUUUAUGGUUUAGUUUUGUAGUGUUUAGUUAGAUAGAAAUAUGGUUACAAUAAUAAACCAUCAUACUUAUUAGCAGGUUAUUAUUCUUUCUGUCUGCAUCACUAACACAACACUUGCACGAAGUAUUCUUCUUUACGUCGUAACGGAACUUUUAAUGCACUCUUUUGGUAGAUUUGGCAUUUGGUGGACUUCAGUUCGAUCCGUUCAAUUUACACCUAGUGUAGCGAACUUCUCAACUGGAUUAGGCCCUGGGGGCGUCGAAUGCUCUUAGAGGUCCUAUUUAACCGCUAACAGCCAUCUUGUGCGUGGCCUGCCUUAAAGGUGCCGGGUUUUUCCUGAUUAACUAAGUAGAGUACUGAAUAUUAUUCAUCUGUUGUUCUUGCGGCAUCCUUGCGACGUGACCAGUUCAUUUUAGCCUGCCAUGUGUUAUAGCUUGACAAUAUUGACCUACCAGCAAUCAUGUUCUUCGUCUUGCUGGUGUUGAUUGCGAGAUCAAUUCUCGCUGUCUCCAUUUUCAAAGGCAUGAAUGGUAUCGAUAUAAGGGCCCAUAUAGCCGAGACGGUAAACGCACGGGUAUUCAGCAUGACCAUGCUGAGGGUGACGGGUUCGAUUCCCGGUCGGUCCAGGAUCUUUUCGUAAAGGAAAUUUCCUUGACUUCCUUGGGCAUAGAGUAUCUUCGUGCCUGCCACACGAUAUACGCAUGCAAAAUGGUCAUUGGCAGAGGAAGCUCUCAGUUAAUAACUGUGGAAGUGCUCAUAGAACACUAAGCUGAGAAGCAUGCUUUGUCCCAAUGAGGACGUUACGCCAAGAAGAG